AUGAACUCAAACGAAGUAGUCAAAAAGCAGUUCUACUCUGAGCUACGUAGCCAGUUGAGAGGUGUGUCCAUCCAUGUUAGACCUCCCCUUGGUAAUUUCAAUGCACGCGUAGGUUACGAUACAUCCAUAUGGUAUGACGUAAUAGGGAAGCAUGGGGUUGACAAGGCAAACUUAAACGGCCGCCUGCUGCUAUCGCUUUGCUGUGAGUAUGGAAUUUUGAUUAUCAAUACUAUUUUCCAACUCCCCAACCACCACAAAACUACCUGGAAGCAUCUCCGAUGCAACCAGUAUCACUUCACUGAUUACAUAAUUGUGAGGUCUUCUAUGAGGGAAGAUGUCCAAGUAACACGUUCUUUGUCCAUUGGGGAGCGUCGGUCUGAUCAUAGACUGAUACGAUCAAAGGUGAAUUUUACUAUUCGCAAUCCUAUUCGUAAUAACCACACUCGAUCAAUCCGAAAAGUAGAUGUGAGAAAGCUGAGGAACAAUGAUAAUUUAUCCUCAUUUCAAACAACUUGUGACGACAAACCUGCUGGCAUCUUAGAUAAUACAGAUAUUGAAUCAGCGUGGUCUGCUUUUAAAAAUACUGUAUUUGAGUUAUUUUGUGAAAUACUCGGAUUUCUGGAAGCCAAACAGAUCAUAACAGUCAAGGUUCACUGCAAUCAACUCGCUGAAAUGCAUGCUCACUUGCAAAAAUUGAGAUCUGCAUUGGAAAGACAUCUGGCCAUAAUGACACCAGUUUUUGUAAGAAUCAUUGAUCUAGCUUCCAUUUUCAAAGUCCUUUCAAGAACCAUAAAGAGAAUUGUGAAUAGGUUUAAGAAAGAGGAAAUAGUGGAAAGGAAAACUGGAUCAGGAGGUCAUAACCGCAAGAGGGAUCAUCAUUUGAAUCUGGAGUUGAAGAGAUCCAUCAGAAGAGAUCCAACUCAAUCCAUAAGACGUUUGGCACAUAAGAGAGAAGUUUCGGCUAUGAAAGUUUCAAGAACGGUGACAGAAGACUUGGAAAUGAAAUCGUAG
Octopus bimaculoides (California two-spot octopus) is the source of this 1011-nucleotide messenger RNA. RefSeq names its product craniofacial development protein 2-like. The record is from RefSeq and is a predicted model, not a curated record. Lineage: Eukaryota; Metazoa; Mollusca; Cephalopoda; Octopoda; Octopodidae.